AUGGCGCCAAAGACGCCGCCAUUCUCGCUGCUCGACAAAAUGGCGACUAGGACAUCCACAUCCAGUUGGCUCUGCCGCCUGCUGCUGUUCGGCUUUUGCAUUGGCGCCGCCGCCGCUCGAGACAUUCCAUCGGCAAUGGACCACGCCGAGGUGGCCUUUUACUGUCCGGGAGAGGGUCUGUUUGCGGACGACUACGAUUGCCGGAUUUAUUACCGCUGCGAGCGGCGGUCGGGCCAAUACAUCCGACCCUAUCUGCUGGCCUGUCCCGAGGACGCGGUCUUUUCGCGUUCGCUGCGAAUGUGUCUGCCACCGGCGAUGGCCGGACGGGACGAGUGCGUGGACCAGGCCAACGAGGUGGACGGAGGCAGCAUGGAGCGGUGGGAACAGGACGACUACGGACAGGAUGACCAUAAUGCGAUGCUUAACCUGGCCGUCACACCUGCGGCCCAUGAGCUGCGUAGCUACGCGUCCGCCCAUCGGCUGCCCACGAAUUAUGGCCUGGCAGGUCUCAGCGGUGUCUCCGUCAUAUCCUUUUCCAGCUCAUCAUCCCUGCGAGCUGUUGUUUCAGAGGAGGCAGACGGAGUAGUGUGCCGGGAUGAUGGCUUCAUGAACGAUCCCAGCGACUGCACCGUGUUCUAUCGCUGCAUCUCGAAUGGCCGGGGCUAUAACAAAAUCGGCUUCCGGUGCUCCGAUGGCACGGCGUGGGACGAAUCCCUGCAGUCCUGCAACCACAUGUUUGACGUACGUGCCAAUGGCGGUUGCCGCAAUCAGGCGGUGCCACAGAACGAUGGCUAUUACGCGGGCCAAACGUCAACACAGUCCUCGCAGUCCAGCUACCAGAACUCGACCUCAAGCAGCCAGCAGAGCUCGUCCACUAGUUCAUCGAAUUCCACCGAGAGUUCCAGCUCGUCAUCUAGCUCUAGUUCGACUCAGGAGUCCUCUACAUCGAGCAGCAAUCAGCAGUCCAGCUCUACGUCUAGCAACAACCAGGAGUCGAAUUCGUCUUCUAGCAACAAUCAGGAAUCCAGCUCAUCUUCUAGCAACAACCAGGAAUCCAGCUCAGAAACUAGCAACAACCAGGAGUCCAGCACGAGCUCCAGCAGCAAUCAAGGUUCAAGCUCCCAAAACUCCGGCAGCAAUCAAUCCGCCAGCAGUAACCAGAACCAAAGCUCAGGAAGCAACCAAUCUUCGAACAACAAUCAGAACUCCAGCAGCAACCAGAACCAAAGCUCUCAAAAUUCCGGCAGCAACCAAAGCUCGAGCAGCAAUCAAAGUUCAGGAAGCAACCAAAGUUCUGGCAGCCACCAGUCCUCGAACAACAAUCAAAGUUCUGGCAGCAACCAGAGCUCUAGCAGUAAUCAGUCUUCGAAUAGUAAUCAAAGUUCCAACAGCAAUCAGAGCUCUUCAGGCAAUCAAACCGCCAGUGGAUCCAACAAACCCAUACCCACCGAAUGCGAAGAUGAAAACACUUAUAUCCCCGACAAAGAAGACUGCGCUAAAUUCUACAGAUGUCGCCAAGAUAAAGAUGGAAAACUAGAGCAGGUGCCAUUCACCUGCGGACCCGGCACUGUCUGGAACCAAGAAGAUAAAGUCUGCGAUCUGCCCACAGAAGAUCAGAAGAAGAAAUGCAACAUACAAACAGGAUCGUCCAGUGGAAGCAACAACUCUGGCCAGCAAACAAGUGGAAGCUCUUCCAGCAACAGCAAUCAAUCUUCCGGCAAUCAAGGCUCUAGCAAUCAAUCUUCUAGCAACCAGAGCUCAUCUAGCAAUCAAUCUUCUAGUAACCAGGGAUCGUCCAGCAAUCAAGGUUCCUCAAGCAAUCAAGGCUCCUCCAGUAAUCAAGGCUCGUCCAGCAACCAAGGCUCGUCCAGCAAUCAAGGGUCUUCUAGCAAUCAAGGCUCCUCCAGCAAUCAGGGCUCCUCUAGCAAUCAAGGCUCCUCUAGCAAUCAAGGCUCGUCCAGUAGUCAAGGUUCGUCCAGCAAUCAAGGAUCUUCUAGCAACCAGAGCUCAUCAAACAAUCAAGGUUCAUCCAGCAACCAAGGCUCAUCAAACAAUCAGACUUCCAAUCAAAGCUCAUCUUCAUCGUCCACAUCCAACAAUCAAAGCUCAUCGAGUUCCAACAACAAUUCAUCUAGCAAUAAUUCGACGACUUCCAAGCCCUCUAAUCCUGAUGGUAAAUGCCAGAAUACGGAAACAUACUUGGCAGACAGAACAGACUGUGCCCGAUUCUAUCGUUGCGUAGAGAAUGGCAAUGGUGGCUUCGAUACGGUUCCGUUUGAUUGCUCACCAGGAACGGUUUGGGAUCCCGAUACUAAAGGCUGCAACCAUCCCACGGAUGUGCAAAAGGAGCAGUGCAGGGCAAUGGCCAGUGGUAGUGGUAGCUCAUCCAAUCAGGGAUCCUCUUCGAAUCAGGGGACAUCCUCGAACCAAGGAUCUUCCACCAACCAGGGAUCCUCUUCCAACCAAGGAUCUUCCUCCAACCAAGGAUCAUCAUCAAACCAGGGAUCAUCCUCCAACCAGGGUUCAUCCUCAAGCCAGGGUUCGUCAUCCAACCAGGGAUCUUCCUCCAACCAAGGAUCUUCUUCCAACCAGGGAUCAUCCUCCAAUCAGGGUUCGUCAUCCAACCAGGGAUCUUCCUCCAGCCAGGGAUCUUCAUCGAACCAAGGAUCUUCAUCCAACCAGGGUUCCUCUUCCAACCAGGGCUCGUCAUCCAACCAAGGUUCUUCUUCCAAUCAGGGUUCUUCGUCCAACCAAGGAUCUUCUUCCAAUCAGGGUUCUUCGUCCAACCAAGGAUCUUCUUCCAAUCAGGGUUCUUCGUCCAACCAAGGAUCUUCUUCCAACCAAGGGUCUUCCUCCAACCAAGGAUCUUCAUCCAAUCAGGGAUCAUCUUCCAACCAAUCCUCUUCCAGUCAAACAUCGUCUUCCCAGCAGUCGUCCUCUUCUAACCAGACUGCAUCGUCAAAUACUGAAGGAUCUUCGUCAUCUACCACCCAGAAACCAUUUAAGCCUGCCGAAAAAUGUGAGAGUGAGGAAACCUUCCUGGAUGACAAAGAAAACUGUUCAAAGUUCUAUCGCUGCGUAGAUAAUGGUAAGGGUGGAUUUAAUAAGGUAUCGUUUACCUGUCCCCCAAACACGCUCUGGGAUCCAGAGUCCAACAGCUGCAACCAUCCCGAUCAGAUUCAGACAAACCCGCUUAAGUGCAAAAAAGUGGUCAACCAAGGCGGAACUACAUCUAGCAGCAGCAGCUCAUCUUCGAGUAGUUCAUCAAAUAACAGUGGCGCUUCCUCGAACAGCGGUUCCUCAUCCUCGAAUACGGGCUCCUCUUCAAACAGUGGCUCCUCCUCAAACAGUGGCUCCUCCUCAAACAAUGGAUCAUCAUCUUCCAACAGUGGCUCAUCUAAUCAAGGCUCCUCUUCAAACAGUGGUUCCUCAUCCUCUAAUACCGGGUCAUCUUCCAACAGUGGCUCUUCUAAUCAAGGAUCAACGUCUUCAUCAUCAUCUUCAUCCUCUUCAAGCAACAACAACAACCAAGGCUCAUCAUCCUCUAGUUCAUCCUCCUCCAGCAGUAGCUCAACUACUUCCAAACCAAAUCCUUCCGAAACCUGCAAAGUCAAUGGACAAUUUAUUGGAGAUCGCAACGAGUGCGCCAAAUUCUAUCGCUGUGUGGAUAACGAUAGAGGUGGCUUUAAUAUGAUUGCCUUCACCUGCGGACCAGGCACAGUUUGGGAUGCCCAACUUCAGGCUUGUAACCAUGCUUGGGCUGUAAAGGAAUGCGGUGGAGUUGCCCCACCUCCGACUUCUGCUCCUCCGACUACUUCCUCGACAAUAUCUACACCCACAACUUCUGGCACCUCUCGACCUUCAGGUUCAUCUACAACCUCCAGACCAUCAGGUUCAUCUAAAACCUCCAGGCCAUCAGGUUCAUCUACAACGAACUCUCCUAAUCCUCCUCAACCAACUACUUCCUCUCCUUCGUCAUCCACUUCCUCCCCAACCUCAUCCGCUGUUACUCCGUCAUCCAAUACCAAUGGCACAUGCAGCUCAGAGGGCUUCAUGGCCGACCCAAGCAACUGCUCCAAGUUCUAUCGCUGUGUAAGGAAUAACAAGAAUGGCUUCACUGCUAUUCCAUUCCAAUGCGGUGCUGGUACUGUUUGGGAUCAGGACCUACAGACCUGCAAUCACAAUUUCAACAAUUGCAACACUGGCACUGAAGCUCCAACAACAAAACCUCCCUGUGAGACCACGACUAAUGGAACAACAACUACGUCAACCACCGAAGGACCUCUAACCACCACAACACGUCCGACCACUACAGACUUACCAACUACUACAACUGGUCAACCACUCACCACGACAACAGGCUUACCACCCACUACAACAACAGGUUCACCACCCUCCACAACAACCGGUUUACCACCCACCACCACAGGACUUCCACCCACUACAACUACUGGAAAUCCACCUACAACUACAACGGGUGCUCCACCCACGACCACCGAAAUUCCAGCCAGUACUACUACUUCGUUGCCACCCAGUACAACAACAAGCAACUCGGAAUCUGACACCACAACAAUCACAUCGAGUUCGGAUACCACCACCAUCCAGCCACCGUCUUCCACAACCACAAUGAAACCUCUGCCAGCUGGAACAGAAUGCACAGGAGAGGGUUAUAUGGCCGAUCCAGAAGAUUGUAGAAAAUACUACCGAUGCAUCAGCGCUGGAUCCUCGUACAGAAAGUACAAUUUCACGUGUCCCAAGGGCACGGGAUGGAACGAAGAAGUCCAGACUUGUGACUAUAUGGAGAACAUUCCAAGGUGCUCGAAUCUGCCCACCGAAUCGCCGACCACAAAGGAUCCCGAGACCACCACUCCAGCUGAAGAGUCGAAGGAUCCGGGAAGUACAACAACGGAAGAACCCACAACAGUCACAAAGCCCAUGACCAAACCAACACCUGAACCUUCAACGGAUAAACCGCAGAAGCCCACCACAACCGAAUAUCCCGAAAAACCCACAACUACAGAACAACCGCAAAAACCGACGACCACAGAAUAUCCCGUUAAACCAACAACCACUGAACAACCGCAGAAACCGACUACACAGGAACCUACUACUACCAAUAUUCCCGGCUAUAAUCCAACCACAACACCUGUCUCGAUAGAAACUACAACCAGUACUCCAGGCUAUAAGCCCACUACCACUGUUGAACCAGAUACAACCACUACAGGACCUAUUACAACCACCACAGGACCUAUUACAACCACCACAGGACCUAUAACAACCACUGAACCCGUUACAACAACCACAGUAACUACCACAACAACUACAAGACCUACCGAACCUAUUACCACCACUACUGCUGUUCAACAACCUACAACUACGGACAACCCUGAAAGCACCACAACGGAAGGACCAAGCACCACUAUUCAACCUCAACCACAACCGAACUAUUACUGCUCCGCCGAGGGUUUCUUCCCCGAUCCAGAGGACUGCAGUCGCUAUUACCGCUGUGUAGAUGCGGCCAAGAAUGGCAAAUACCAGGUGUACGCCUUUAAGUGCGGUAACGGAACUGUUUGGGACACAUCCACCGAAACCUGCAAUUAUGCCGAUCAGGUCUCCGGAAAUUGUUCUUCUGGACAGACGACUUCUUCGCCAGGAACUACAACAGAAUCUGGUUCAACGGAAAGCUCAACUAGCUCUGGAAGCCCUGAAACAAGCACAUCGAGGGUUCCUGAAACUACUACCACUGGAGCACCAGAAACCACUACCACUGGAGGAACUCCUGAAACCACUACCACUGUAACCACCGAGACAACAACUUUAGGAAGCACAGAAACCACUACUUCAGGAAGCACUAGCCCUGCAACAACCACCACGGAAUCCCCAACAACAACUACUGAAACCCCUGUAACCACUGCAAGACCGGAAUCCACAACCGCAAGUGGAGAAGAAACCUCGACCAACCAGCCAACGACCAGUACUACCACAGAGAAUCCUACUCCUGGCAGCAACUCCACCGCUCCUUGCCCAUCCACCACACCCGGACAGAAUGUGUACGUCUGUCCGACCGGAUUCCGUCAGCAUCCGGAGAAGUGCGGCAUGUUCUACCAGUGCAGCGAGAGUGCGGAUAGCAACGAUCUCAACAUAGUGGUGUUCCAAUGUCCCAACGGAACUGUCUACCAGGACAAGACCUGCAGUUGCGGUAAGCCCCAGGAGGGUGACAAAUGCGCCAAGGACAUGAAGAGGACCACCAACUUCUUCGAACAGGAGACUAAGCUUCAGAAUGUGGUACAAAUCAGCACGACGGCACCUCUCUGUCCGGAUGAGGGUCACUUCGCGCUGAACCAUGACCAGUGCGGCCAGUUGUUCGUCAAGUGUGGAUUCUCGGAGCUGACAGGACGCAUCGAGGGUCAGAUCCACCGCUGUCCGCAGGGAUUCGCCUAUUGGAACGUGAGCCGGCGAUGCGAACCCGCUAGGAAGCUGCUCAACUGCAUCCCAACCACCUACAAUGUGGGCGGAAAUGUGCCGCUGGAGUGGCUUAACAUUGGCCAUAGACGCCGCAACCUGCGCAUUUAA
This is a messenger RNA of Drosophila ficusphila, 6573 nucleotides long. RefSeq names its product probable GPI-anchored adhesin-like protein PGA55 (gene Mur89F). Gene Ontology annotation, cellular component: extracellular region. Gene Ontology annotation, molecular function: chitin binding. The record is from RefSeq and is a predicted model, not a curated record. The transcript is spliced from 4 exons. The coding region runs from base 1 to 6573 and encodes 2190 amino acids. Lineage: Eukaryota; Metazoa; Arthropoda; Insecta; Diptera; Drosophilidae.